Messenger RNA from Vitis riparia (riverbank grape), 2292 nucleotides. RefSeq names its product probable protein phosphatase 2C 6. Gene Ontology annotation, molecular function: protein serine/threonine phosphatase activity. The coding region runs from base 260 to 946 and encodes 228 amino acids. NCBI's taxonomy places the organism in Eukaryota, Viridiplantae, Streptophyta, Magnoliopsida, Vitales, Vitaceae. The record is from RefSeq and is a predicted model, not a curated record. The transcript has 7 exons. Gene Ontology annotation, biological process: protein dephosphorylation.
UCGGUUUUUGUCACUCUCUUCCGGAAGGUAUGACUCUCUCAUUUUUAACAUCGGUUUUCCCCUUUCACCCCUCACCUGGUCUGAUCGACGAAACCCUAACCAUCCGUUUGGGUCGAGGGAAAAUUGGGGAAAAGCAGAGAGAAAAAGGGAAAAUGCCUUUGUUUUCAGUUUUUUGUUUGUUCAGUAAAGGUGAAACAGUAAGCGACUUACACUCGAGAGAGAAGGAGGCAGAGACAAGGUGAGUUGCUAUUGUGCAAGGAUGCUUCAUGAAAUGGUUGCAGAAGAGUGGGAAAGAGGAGGUGGUGAUGAAUGGAGUAAAAGGUGGGAGGUUGCAUUAUGUAGGGCCUAUGGGAGGGCAGAUGAUGCUUUAAAAGACAAGGCAUUAGCGCCAUACUCAGUGGGAUCAACCAGUUUGGUGGUGGUUGUGUCACCUUGUCAGAUCAUUGCUGCCAACUGUGGAGAUUCUAGGGCUGUGCUUUGCCGUGGGACUCAAGCAAUUCCAUUAACUGUUGACCACAAGCUUGAUCGACAAGAUGAACUGGCGCGAAUUGAGGAAGCAGGUGGCCAAAUUCUAUAUUGGCAGGGUCCAAGGGUAGAAGGAAUUCUUUCUAUGACAAGAGCAAUAGGUGACCACUAUCUGAAACCAUGGAUUAUUUCAGAGCCUGAAGUUACUUUCACAACAAGGAGUGAUGAGGAUGAAUGUCUGAUUUUGGCAAGUGAUGGCUUAUGGGAUGUCCUGUCCAAUGAACAGGUGGUAAAGGUUGCUCGCAAUUCACUGAGGGAGGAGCGCAGGAAGGCUCUGCUUAAUGAUAGUUCACUACCCCCAGCCCACUCUGCUGCAGAUAGUCUCCUUUGCUGUGCACUUGCUGAGUACAGUGAUGACAACAUUUCAAUUAUUGUUGUCGACCUGAAAUCACGAAAGAGAAGGCACCAAUAUAGGCACUGAAAGUGGGCUGGUUUUUCUGGGUGGAGAGGGGGUUAGAGCUUCUAGGGGAGAGCGGCUAAUCCUGUGAGACAUGGACAACUGCUUCUUGUUCUACCAAUUGCUCAUGUGUAGCUGCUAUUUCAUUUAUUUGUCUUUCUUAAUGUUAAAAUCUCUGAAAAAUUGUUAAACUUAAAACUCUAUGGUGUAUGUUGAAAACUUCUCAGACUUAAACCAGUUAGCAUUUUGUUUUAUUAGACAUGUGGAAACAGCAGUAGUUAUUGUCUCCAUGUCUUGUUAGUUAUUUGUGAAUGUGUUUUAUGCUAGUUUACUUAUAUCUGUUCCUUGGUAAUGCCAUUGGGUGUUUAACUAUUCUUGAGAGGACUCAAUCCUCAAGCUCUGACAUCAACAUUGCCUGAAUGAUGCUUACCAAGCUUAAAUGAGAUGAAGACUUGCACUUGAAAUUUGAUGAUGAAGACUUGCAGUGAUUCAAAGAUAGCUAUCUGCUCUAGCAUUCUUCAACAUCUGCUGAUGUAUACCAUUAGAAAAUUAUGAUGUAGAAACCUUUUACAUUAAAAAUUAGAUUCUGACAUGUGAUUGGCUUGAUUGUGAUGAUGGCCGCAGGACUGAGUUUCUAGAUCUCUACAAGUAUCAGGAGCAUUUAUCCAUUGAAGGUUCAACCUGCUCUGAUAGCAAUUUUUAUGAAGGUCUAGAUUGGCAGGCUUCUAAAUGAACCAUAAAGGACAAGGAAUGACUCUCUAUUGCCAGUUGCUGAAGUAGUCUGUUAAACAUGGCCUAUUUCUGUGUUACCAAAGACUUGUGCAUCUUGAGGAAGAAAAUUGUAUGGCUGAAACUAUUGCAUUUGUUAGAUAAGUUCUAACCACCGGGUAGAGGACGAUGUUUUCUUUCUUGAAAGGACUGCUACGAGGAUCAUGUCUCAUUCAGUUUACUUGGAUAGAAUUUCGGCAGAGGGAGCAAAAGCUGCCUACAGUGCAGAUGCUUCAAUAAUGUCUACCAAGAAAUGGGAUUCUUGUGAAGAUGAGUGGAAUUGAUGCUGCGAGAAGAAUAUCUGUUAAACGGUCAGUAGGAAAGCAACCUUAAAGUUAAACUCCUGUAUGAUUGCAUCAAUGCCCACAAGUUUGGAUAAUUGAUUAUGAGCACAUUCUCGAUGAGGGAAAAUGGAUAUUUUUCAAGAAGGUUCCACGUGGCUAAUUCUUUGAUGCGGCAACACUAACCUCUCCCUAAACCAUUGCAUGAAACCAUGUUCCUUUCUUGUCAUUGAAUCUUCUUGAUUUAUUCUUUCUGCAACCACUAGUUGAUGUAAGUUUGAUUAUUGAAUUCAAAGAAAUCCAGUUUUGCCUUUGUUGUUU